CCUCUUCUUCGAUGUCUUAGCACGGAGAAAAACACACACUCUCUCUCCCUCUUCUUCCGUACGCGAUCUCUUUCACUAUCUUCCAAUUCCCAAUUUUUCACCACACACUACUGCAAAUCCUUCUCCAUUUUCUCGCAUUUUGGGUUUCUAGGUUUUUUUCCCUUUGGGGGGUUCUGAGUGAUUCAGAAAAAAAAAUAUUUUUCCCCCUUUUUUUUUGCGUACUCAGAUUUGAGCUGAAUAUCACAGUGUGGGGUUGAACUCAGAUUCACGGUGUGGAACAAUUCGAAGGUUUUAGCAGCCAUUUUCAGUCUCUAAUUUCUGUCUCUGACUCUGAAGUACUGCUUUUGGAAUUAUUGGAUUCUUCAUUUGGUGAGGAUUUUGGAAGGAUCAUAGUGCUUAUAAACUCCACCUACUAAUGUGAAAUGAUAGACAUUUCGAACUAUUAACGGGAUUUGUUUAAGCAACUUGUUUGCCACAUUGCAAUAUAUAAAAUACAAAUAUGCCUUCAUGGUGGGGGAAAUCAUCGUCAACCAAGAAGAAAGCAAAUAAGGAAAGUUUUAUCAAUGCAUUUCACCGAAAAUUUAAAAUCCCAUCCGAAGGUAAACCAAACAGUAGAUCCGGAGGAUCUCGUAGACAUAGCAAUGACUCAAUUUCGGAGAAAGGGGCUCAGUCUCCUCCUGAAUCAAGAUCUCCUUCGCCUUCCAAAGUGGGAAGGUGUCAAAGCUUUGUUGAUAGGCCUCAUGCCCAGCCACUACCACUUCCUGGCCUGCACCCAUCAAAUAUAAGCCGAGCAGAUUCUGAAAUUAGUAUACCAUCAUCUAGAGCAAGACAUGAAAAGGGCUCCAAACCAUCAUUGUUUCUUCCACUACCAAAACCGGUGUGCAUCCGUGGUAGGUUGAACCCUGCUGAUUUGGAUGGAGAUUUGGUCACUGCUUCAGUCUCUAGUGAGAGCUCUGCUGAUAGUGAUGAACCAGUGGACUCUCGCAAUCGUAGUCCUUUGGCAACUGACUGUGAAACUGGGACUAGAACUGCUGCAGGCAGUCCCUCCAGCUUGAUGGUCAAGGAUCAAUCAACUACUGUUUCCCAAAUAAACUCAAGGGAAGCUAAAAAACCGGCAAACAUUCUUGGUAAUCAUACGUCUUCUACUUCACCAAAACGUAGGCCCUUAAGCAACCAUGUUACGAAUCUGCAGAUUCCUCCUCAUGGUGCCUUCUGCAGUGCACCUGACAGUUCAAGAUCAAGUCCAUCAAGAAGUCCAUUGAGAUCAUUUGGCACAGAACAGGUGUUGAACUCUGCUUUUUGGGCCGGAAAGCCAUAUCCAGAGGUCAAUUUUGGUGGAUCUGGCCACUGCUCAAGUCCUGGUUCUGGUCACAAUUCUGGGCAUAAUUCAAUGGGAGGGGACAUGUCAGGGCAGUUAUUUUGGCAACCUAGCAGGGGUAGCCCAGAGUAUUCCCCCGUACCUAGUCCCAGAAUGACUAGCCCAGGUCCAAGCUCUAGAAUUCAGAGUGGAGCUGUUACACCUAUUCAUCCAAGAGCUGGGGGAACACCCAAUGAAUCACAAACAGGAAGGGUUGAUGAUGUAAAACCACAGAGUCAUCGUUUACCCCUUCCUCCCUUAGCAGUUACCAAUACUUUGCCUUUCUCUCAUUCAAAUUCUGCAGCAACUUCUCCAUCUAUGCCAAGAAGUCCUGGAAGAGCAGAUAAUCCAAUUAGCCCUGGAUCACGUUGGAAAAAAGGAAAGCUGCUUGGCAGAGGCACAUUUGGACAUGUCUAUGUUGGCUUUAAUAAGGAAAGUGGUGAAAUGUGUGCUAUGAAAGAGGUAACUCUGUUUUCAGAUGAUGCCAAAUCUAAAGAAAGUGCUAAGCAAUUAAUGCAGGAAAUUACCUUGUUGAGCCGGUUACGACAUCCAAAUAUAGUGCAGUAUUAUGGUUCCGAAACAGUAGGCGACAAGCUUUACAUAUAUCUGGAGUAUGUUGCUGGAGGCUCCAUAUAUAAACUUCUUCAAGAAUAUGGACAAUUUGGUGAACUAGCUAUUCGUAGUUUUACUCAACAAAUUUUGUCAGGACUUGCUUAUUUACAUGCUAAAAAUACUGUCCACAGGGACAUCAAAGGAGCAAAUAUACUGGUAGAUACUAAUGGCCGGGUUAAGUUGGCAGACUUUGGCAUGGCAAAGCAUAUAACAGGGCAAUCAUGUCCAUUAUCAUUCAAGGGAAGCCCCUAUUGGAUGGCUCCUGAGGUUAUAAAAAACUCUAAUGGUUGCAACCUAGCUGUUGAUAUAUGGAGCCUUGGAUGCACAGUUUUGGAAAUGGCUACAACUAAACCUCCUUGGAGUCAGUAUGAAGGGGUUGCUGCCAUGUUCAAGAUUGGUAAUAGCAAGGAACUCCCAACAAUCCCAGAUCAUCUCUCUUGUGAAGGAAAGGAUUUUGUUAGGAAAUGCCUACAACGUAAUCCACACAAUCGCCCUUCAGCCAGUGAAUUAUUGGACCACCCUUUUGUAAAAUAUGCUGCACCUUUAGAAAGACCUAUUCUGGGUCCUGAGUCUCCUUCAGACCCAGCAGUAUCAGGGAUCACACAAGGAGCUACAACUUCGGGCAUUGGACAAGGAAGGAAUCCAUCUAAGUUGGAUUCAGAUCGACUUUCUCUUCAUUCUUCUAGGUUUUUGAAAACUAAUCCUCAUGCAAGUGAAAUCCAUAUUCCAAGGAAUAUAUCUUGCCCUGUCUCACCCAUUGGAAGCCCACUUUUGAGGCCAAGAUCGCCACAACACAUGAAUGGGCGAAUGUCUCCCUCCCCUAUAUCUAGCCCUCGGACUGCUUCUGGUGCAUCCACACCUCUCAAUGGUGGUAGUGGUGCCAUUCCAUUUAGUAAUCACUUAGUUUACAUUCAAGAGGGUCUUGGAAGCUUGCCAAAGUCUUCAAAUGGUGUCUACGUUAGUGUCCCUGCUGCUCAUCAUGACUUGAAUAUUGACAUUUUUCGAGGAAUGCAACAGACAUCUCACAUUACAUCAGAACUGGUUCCAAGUGAAAGUGAUGUUUUGGGGAAGCAGUUUGCACGGUCUCCUCAUAAUGAGCCGUAUGAUGUUCAAUCAGUCUUGGCUGACCGUGUUUGCCGGCAGCUGCUGGGGGAUAAUGUGAAAAUUAACCCAUCCCUUGAUCUAAGUCCCAACUCUUUGCUCAGCCGGGCUAAUGGUUUAUGACAUGGAGCAUUUUCCUUGGCCCACUUUUUGAGCAAGUCUUCGAUGUUCGUCAGAAUGAUCCAUUUAUUGUUCUAUUUGCUGAGGAAGUAAUUGUAAAAUAAGGAGCCAAAGCAUAGGAGAAUCAAUGUAAUAAAUUUUGAUCUAAGAAUAUAGGAGCUGGGGCAUAUAAUUCCAUUUUGCAUGGCUUCAGGCUCAGGCUAGUGGAGUUCAGAACCUUUCAUUGGAAGUGCCAAACUAAGCCUUAGGAUGAAACUUCCUGACAUUUGAUUUGUCUAUAUCAACUGAAGGCUGCAAAAAGAGGAGCUUAUGUUUGUAUGUAGAAUUUUCAAGAUGCUGGCAGCAUCAGUGCAUGAUGAGUAGGGAGCUUGGAUUUCUCUCUGGUGCCUAAGAUAUGAGAAAUGGUAGGAUUAAUGUUAAUAUUAACUCAAGGAAUGAGUUUUUCUAAUCAUAUGUAUGCAGUUCCUUCAGUUAAAGAAUUCAUGCAAUGACAACUGUAUCUUUUAGAACAUCAUAUAGAUGCCAAAACAAAAAAUGAAAUUGGUACAAAAUUUAGUUUCUAGACUAUUUUUUGGGAGGUGAUAUUGCUGUACAGAAUAUGGGAGACUGUAUUGUGAUUCUGCUUUUAUUGAUGGGAAGCUAAGGAUUUGUGGAACCUAUACAUCUCUUGAUUGCAUGCUCAGAUGUAUUCUGUCAUUAUAUACCCCUUCUACUGGAUUUAUUUUGUACAUUAUCAUUUGAAGUAAAAAAUUGAAGAUAAUGAUUUGUGAUCCUCUCAA
Glycine soja is the source of this 3969-nucleotide messenger RNA. RefSeq names its product mitogen-activated protein kinase kinase kinase YODA-like. Gene Ontology annotation, biological process: protein phosphorylation. Gene Ontology annotation, molecular function: ATP binding; protein kinase activity. The record is from RefSeq and is a predicted model, not a curated record. NCBI's taxonomy places the organism in Eukaryota, Viridiplantae, Streptophyta, Magnoliopsida, Fabales, Fabaceae. The transcript is spliced from 12 exons. Bases 500 to 3193 code for a protein of 897 amino acids.